UCCAGCUUCUCCUCGACAACAAAUUAUCAAGAGGAAGGUUUCCGCUUCACAACAAUCGAAAACCAUGGACUUCUCCUCUAGUGCAGCAAACCAAGAGAAAGUAUAAAUCGAGGUAAACAAUGUUGGCCCCAACUGAGGAGCCAAUUAGCUGAGGAGCCGAUCAGCUGAGGAGCCAAUCAGCAAGAGCCGAUAGGAACUAACAGUUUCAGCCACUUACAAUUAUGGCAGCUCUGCAUUCGAUGCACAAUAAAUGCCGCAUGCUGCCCACAUAGAAUGAUGCCUACACCGUAUUCGUACUAUUGGCUAUUCUACAUAUAAAGGGACAACCCGAAGGAUCUCAGGUAUGCAAUAUCAUUCAACUAUGCUGAAAUCUUUUCUUUUCAUAUUGCUUUUUUUCUAUCCUAACUUACGUAUCAGAGGGUUCUCCGUCGGAAACUCUCCGGUAAAUAGACUUUUUGUAAACCAUUCUCGAAGAAGAUCAGCUAUCCACAUCUCAGUCAGCCGGUUCAUUUCGAUUCCUACCGAUCUCAAAGUCAUCCUAACUGUAUUCCGGCCUUGAUCCGACGGCAACACAAUAUACAAUACUAUAAUUGCCUGUCACUUUCGAUUCACUUACAACUCGUACAAAAAAAAUAAAAGGAAACCAAUCCCACUACUUCCAUGGGAUGACGGGAAGGCCUACACGACAUGGUCAUGGUGUAAAAAGGACUCACUAAGAAGGGGCAAUGGAAGCAUGCGGGAAAAAAGCCACAUGCUCUCACGGCAAUUAAAGGACGAUUUGCAAAGACCGAGAAAGUUUGCAGACACUAUCGCUGGAAGCUAAAAAUAAUGCAUGUCCUUUUUCUUGCUUUUUUUUUUUACCUUCUUCCUCAUAACGGUCAGUUUUGAACCCCAAUUUUCCGGUCUGUUCCCAAAACCCAAGGAAACUUUGCCACCAAUCCUUCCUCUCAACUUAUUUCGGAUCCCAUUCCUCCUUCCUCCUUCCUCUCUCUCCUCGGCUCUCGCCGUUCCAAAGUUUCCUCCUUUUCUCUCCUCUUUCCAACCACAUGCCGUGAGGCUUCUCAUUUUCCGCUUCCCAUCAACUCCUUGAGCGACAGCAAAUUGAAGCAUCCGCAUGGACGUUUCUGCCAAGAAGCCAUUUUGCUGCCAUUCCACGCGCUUUGCCUAUCUUUCUUGGAACCCUCUUGAAAAGAGAGAGAGCUCUUCCAAGCCGUCUACAAGAGCCUAACAAGGCCCCGGAGGUAGAGGGGGGGAAGAAAGAUUGGAUUUUGGGAAGGGAGAGCAGAAAUGGAGAGCUAUCUGAACCAGAACUUUGGUGGGGUGAAGUCCAAGAACUCGUCGGCCGAGACCCUCGAGCGAUGGCGGAAGCUCUGCGGCGUUGUCAAGAACCCGAAGCGCCGGUUCCGCUUCACCGCCAACCUCUCGAAGCGCUACGAGGCGGCCGCCAUGAAGAAAACCAACAAGGAGAAGUUGCGGGUCGCUGUUUUGGUUUCAAAAGCGGCACUUCAGUUUAUACAUGGUAUCACAUUACAUAGUGAGUACACUGUACCUGAAGAAGUCAAGGCAGCAGGCUUUCAAAUUUGUGCUGAUGAAUUGGGUUCAAUUGUUGAAGGCCAUGAUGUGAAGAAAUUAAAAGUGCAUGGUGGUAUUGAUGGUAUUGCAAAUAAGCUUUGUACAUCAACAACUAAUGGACUUGUUGCUUCUGAGGAUAGGCUGAAAUGCAGGCAAGAGAUUUAUGGAAUAAAUAAAUUUACUGAAAUCCCAGUUCGAAGUUUUUGGGUAUUUGUAUGGGAAGCACUUCAGGACAUGACUCUUAUUAUUCUUGCUGUCUGUGCCUUUGUAUCUCUAAUUGUUGGCAUUUCCACAGAAGGAUGGCCAAAAGGUGCCCAUGAUGGCCUUGGUAUUGCUGCAAGCAUUCUUCUAGUUGUCUUUGUCACUGCAACAAGUGAUUACCGGCAAUCUUUACAGUUCAAGGAUUUGGAUAAGGAGAAGAAGAAGAUAUCCAUACAAGUUACACGGGAUGGAUUCAGACAGAAGAUGUCGAUAUACGAUCUUCUUCCAGGUGACAUUGUGCAUUUAUCAAUUGGAGAUCAAGUCCCUGCUGAUGGGUUGUUUGUCUCUGGAUUCUCUGUAUUGAUUGAUGAAUCCAGUUUAACAGGAGAGAGCGAACCUGUCGUUGUAAAUAAAGAAAAUCCUUUUCUUUUGUCUGGAACUAAGGUCCAAGAUGGAUCAUGUAUAAUGUUGGUAACAACUGUUGGUAUGAGAACCCAAUGGGGUAAGCUGAUGGCCACGCUUAGUGAAGGAGGAGAUGAUGAAACUCCAUUGCAGGUCAAACUGAAUGGAGUGGCAACUAUCAUUGGGAAAAUUGGUCUUUUCUUUGCAGUUGUGACAUUUGCAGUGCUUGCAAAGGGCCUAAUUAGCCACAAAAUUCUAGAUGGUUCAUACUUGAGCUGGUCAGGAGAUGAUGCAUUGGAGUUGUUGGAGUUUUUUGCCAUUGCUGUGACGAUAGUUGUUGUCGCAGUUCCCGAAGGGCUGCCCUUAGCUGUGACCUUGAGCCUUGCUUUUGCCAUGAAGAAGAUGAUGAAUGAUAAAGCACUGGUGCGGCAUCUUGCUGCUUGUGAAACUAUGGGCUCAGCAACAUCCAUCUGCAGUGAUAAGACAGGUACACUGACAACCAAUCACAUGACUGUUGUGAAGGCUUGUAUUUGUGGAGAUAUUAAAGAAGUAAGAAAUCCUGAGAUGGUGAGCAGUAUGGGCUCCCAACUUCCAGAUGUUGUAGUGAAAAUUCUUCUGCAGUCUAUUUUCAAUAACACCGGUGGAGAAGUUGUGAUCAACCAAUAUGGGAAGCUCGAAAUUCUUGGAACACCAACUGAGACUGCUUUGUUGGAGUUUGCCUUAUCACUUGGAGGAGAUUUUCAGGCAGUGCGCCAAGAAACUAAACUGGUAAAAGUGGAACCUUUCAAUUCCACAAAGAAGAGAAUGGGGGUGGUUAUCCAACUUCCUAGAGGAGAACUCCGUGCCCAUUCUAAAGGUGCUUCAGAAAUUAUAUUGGCUGCUUGUGAUAAAGUUUUAGAUCCUGCAGGUAAUGCUGUUCCCCUUGAUGAAGCAGCAGUCCGUCAUCUCAAUAAUAUAAUCGAAAGUUUUGCCAGUGAAGCUCUUCGUACAUUGUGCCUUGCCUAUACAGAAAUUGCAAAUAAUUUUUCAGCUGAGGAUCAAAUUCCAGUUAAAGGUUAUACUUGUAUUGGAAUUGUGGGUAUUAAAGAUCCUGUCCGUCCAGGUGUGAAGGAGUCAGUUGCAAUCUGCAGGUCUGCUGGAAUAACUGUGAGAAUGGUUACCGGAGAUAACAUAAACACAGCAAAGGCGAUUGCUCGGGAAUGUGGUAUUCUUACUGCUGACGGAAUAGCUAUUGAAGGUCCAGAGUUCAGAAAUAAGACUCCAGAGGAAAUGAAUGAUUUGAUUCCAAAACUUCAGGUAAUGGCUAGAUCUUCACCAUUAGACAAACAUACCUUGGUAAAACACCUGCGCACCAUACUUAAUGAAGUUGUUGCUGUGACUGGUGAUGGCACAAAUGAUGCUCCAGCACUUCACGAGGCAGAUAUUGGACUUGCUAUGGGUAUUGCAGGAACUGAGGUGGCAAAAGAGAGUGCUGAUGUCAUUAUUCUUGAUGACAACUUUUCAACCAUUGUAACUGUGGCAAGAUGGGGACGUUCUGUGUACAUAAAUAUUCAAAAGUUUGUGCAGUUCCAGUUGACUGUUAAUGUGGUCGCUCUCGUUGUUAAUUUCUCCUCAGCCUGCCUAACAGGAAAUGCUCCUUUAACCGCCGUUCAACUGCUUUGGGUCAACAUGAUUAUGGAUACACUUGGAGCUCUUGCAUUAGCAACUGAGCCACCUAAUGAGGGCUUGAUGAAAAGAGCUCCUGUAGGAAGGAAUGGAAAUUUUAUCAGCAACAUAAUGUGGAGAAAUAUCCUGGGACAAGCCUUCUAUCAAUUUAUCGUAAUAUGGUAUCUCCAGACAGAAGGAAAAGGGCUAUUUCAACUUGAGGGCCCUGAUUCUGAUCUUAUUCUUAAUACGCUUAUUUUCAAUUCCUUUGUCUUUUGUCAGGUUUUCAAUGAGAUUAGCUCUAGAGAGAUGGAGAAAAUAGAUGUGUUUCAUGGCAUCUUGGAGAACUAUGUGUUUUUGGCUGUCAUUACUAGCACCAUUAUCUUCCAAUUUGUUAUCGUUCAAUUCCUUGGGGAUUUUGCCAGCACAACUCCACUUACAUUCAAGCAGUGGCUUUUUACUGUGUUCAUCGGUUUUCUUGGCAUGCCUAUUGCUGCUGCCAUCAAAACGAUUCCUGUGGGAUCCAAGUGAAAGAUCGACAAUGACAAAAAACUGGUGCCUGCGAAGUGUUUUCAUGCUUUCAAGGCGUUUUCAGAUUACUAGCUCUAUGGCCUUUUCCAUGACUGGGGUAGCAGAGAUGAUUAUGAAGCAAGCCAUGUAGAAAGGCCAUGAAAACAAAGAAAAUAAUCUGCUCAUAUUUUGGAGCUUGUCUUAACGAUUUCUUAUGAAAUACCAUGUCAUCGGAAUUCAUUUUGUACUGGACUUAGGCCUAGAGAGCUAACAAUCCUAGGUUUUUGAGCAGCCAUUCAUAAAAGAAGGCUCAAAUUUCCUUAAAAGAUACAUUCUUUUCUAUUGUUAAGUGAUGAAUUUCAAACUUGUAAAAGGCCUUGUUUUUUCUCGGUGCAUUUUCUUGAUUUGCU
Messenger RNA from Phoenix dactylifera (date palm), 4739 nucleotides. Its product is annotated as calcium-transporting ATPase 10, plasma membrane-type. Gene Ontology annotation, cellular component: plasma membrane; intracellular membrane-bounded organelle. Gene Ontology annotation, biological process: calcium ion transmembrane transport. Lineage: Eukaryota; Viridiplantae; Streptophyta; Magnoliopsida; Arecales; Arecaceae. The record is from RefSeq and is a predicted model, not a curated record. Gene Ontology annotation, molecular function: P-type calcium transporter activity; calmodulin binding; ATP binding.